This is a messenger RNA of Suncus etruscus (white-toothed pygmy shrew), 1296 nucleotides long. RefSeq names its product interleukin 20 receptor subunit beta (gene IL20RB). The record is from RefSeq and is a predicted model, not a curated record. The transcript has 9 exons. NCBI's taxonomy places the organism in Eukaryota, Metazoa, Chordata, Mammalia, Eulipotyphla, Soricidae. Gene Ontology annotation, molecular function: interleukin-20 binding. Bases 1 to 1296 code for a protein of 431 amino acids.
AUGGGGCCUACUCUUGACAGAUUAUUUCCAUAUGUGAGUCUCCCUCUGCUCAUAGUGCAAAUCCCAGAUCUCACAAUGGUCCUAGAAAUCUCAACAAGUUUUAUGUGGAUUUUCUACAUCUUGAUUCCAUGUUUGCUCACAGAAGAAACAGCAGUUCUGCCUGCCCCGCAGAAUCUCUCUGUCCAGUCAGUGAACAUGAAGCAUCUUCUGAUGUGGAGCCCAGUGAUCAUGCCUGGGCAGCUGGUCCACUAUUCGGUCGAGUAUCAGGGAGAGUACGAGAGCCUGUACCGGAGCCACAUCUGGAUUCCCAGCAGAUGGUGUUUGGCCACCGAAGUGCCUGAAUGUGACAUCUCUGAUGACAUUACUGCUGCUGUGCCCUAUAACCUUCGUGUAAGGGCCACCCUGGGCUCACAGUCCUCAGCCUGGAGCAUCCUGCAACACCCCUUUAAUCAAAACUCAACCCUCCUCACUCCACCAGGGAUGGAGAUCAGUAAGGAUGGCUACCAACUGAUGAUUGAGCUGGAGGACCUGGGGCCACAGUGCGAGUUCCUUGUGGCCUACUGGAAGAAAGAGCCCGGUGCCCAGGAACAGGUCAAAGCAGUGAGGAAGGGAGGCAUUCCAGUGCACCUGGGCACCAUGGAACCGGGAGCUGCCUACUGUGUGAAGGCCCAGACAGUAGUGAAGGUCCUUGGGAGGCACAGCAACUUCAGCCAGGAGCAAUGUGUCAUGGUGCCAGGAGAAACCAUGCCCCUUGUCCUGGCUCUAUUGGCAUUUGUUGGCUUCAUCCUGGUCUUGGUGGUGGUGCCAUUGUCCAUGUGGGAAGUGGGCCGCUGGGCCCGUUACUCCUGCUGCCCUGUUGUGGUACUUCCUGAAACUUUGAAAAUAAGCAGCUCACCCCAGAAGUUAAUCAACUGCAGGAAGGAAGAGGUGGAGGCCUGUGUUGUGGCCAUACUGCCCUUGGAAGGAGCUCUCCUGAGCUUGGAGACAGGCCCAGGAGAAACAGAGGACCUGGUCCCAACAACCACAAGGGAAAGACCAUUUCUGGGUUCCUGCAUGAGCAAAGAACCAGUGAGGAAGAAGAGCUUGCAUGCCUGUGAUCAGGAUUCAUCGUCAGCAGCAGAGUGCACUGACGGGUCAGGAGAUGUGGUCUCCGGUGGGACUACACUGGGGAAAGAGACUUGGUGUGACUGUCCUCAACUUUCUCAGGGAGUCACAGGCUCUGAUGGAGGAGUGGAUGUCCCCACCACGGCAACACUUGCCUCUGACAAUCCUUACAGCCUUGCUUCUACCAUCUGA